AUGGGUUGUUCAUGCAGCCUUUGCUGCCUCUCCGGGGAGUGUAGCAGAGGAGCUCCGAUAGGGCAACGACAGAGAGUGCACGAUACUUUUCUUGAUGGGGGUGCAAGAGGAAACCCGGGUCCCGGGGGAGCCGGCUCCACCAUUGCUGUUGGUGGAUUGGUCACCAAGCCGCUGUUCAUCAAAUGGGUGGGCAGCGUCUCACUGGCUGUCGCAGCCACGACCAACAACGUGGCCGAGUACAAGGGCCUUCUGUAUGGUCUCAGGAUAGCUCAAGCUUAUAACCUGAAUGGGCACCACGUCGUCGGGGACCAUAGGCCCUGGAGCUACUCUACCGAGGAAGUGGCAAGUGGCCAGGCAAUUCAUGAGAGGUACCUGGAGCCAUAUAUGAUGAUGCAAAGUCCUUAA
This is a messenger RNA of Peronospora matthiolae, 405 nucleotides long. Lineage: Eukaryota; Oomycota; Peronosporomycetes; Peronosporales; Peronosporaceae. The record is from the annotation of a GenBank genome assembly.